CUAUUAAACACCCGUGCAGGUACCAAUACUCAGUUUAAAAUCUCUGGAGAAGGAGUGGAUGGAGUGAAUGACCUCUUUGCUGUGAAUAAGGCUGGAGAGAUCUUUGUUAUGGCGACUUUGGAUCGGGAGAAGAAAAGCUCCUACAAACUGAAAGCUCACCUCGUUGACACCAUCACCAAACAGCCCCUGGACGACGAUAUAGAAUUCACUGUAAAGGUACAAGACGUUAACGACCACGCGCCAGUCUUCUCUGAGACCUACACUGGAUCCAUCAGGGAGCGCUCACGCCAAGGAGCUGCAGUGCUGACUGUUAGAGCCACUGAUGCAGAUGAUCCAACAUCUCCCAAUGGAAACGUCACAUAUAAGUUGUUGAAUGGAAUACAAUAUUUCAGCAUUCACAGUACCACAGGUGAAAUCACUGUUCAGGAUAACAAACUGGACCGUGAGACUCAAAGUCAGUAUAUACUGACUGUCCAGGCCUCAGAUUUACCUGGCUCACCUGGAGGACUCAGUACAACCACCAUAGUGACCAUUAAUAUAAACGAUAUCAAUGACAACAUGGCAACCUUCAAAAAAGGAUUCUUCAGCUUUAAAGUGAGAGAGAACGAGGGGCCACAGUUUACAGUCGGCACGUUACCUGUGGAGGACCGGGACGAGAAGCAGAACAAAAAACCCACAUUUAUUGUGCAGAACUUUAAUGACAUCUUCUACGUGGAACCGGAUGACCAAAGCGAUGGAGCUCUCAAACUCAGAAAGAACCUGGACUAUGAGACCAGUUCGACAUACAGCUUUAAAGUGGAGGUCAGAGAAGACAACGUGGCUCAGCCUCCAGAUAAUCAGGGAUCCAUGCUGACCACUGUCCAAGUGUACAUCACUGUGAUUGAUGUUGAUAAACCACCGGUCUUCAGCAAGGCGGAGUACACCUUUGACGUCCUAGAGGGCCCGAUUAGAAAUAAAGUCAUCGGCUCAGUUUCAGCCAGGGACCCGGACAGGACCAACUACAGGAUAAAGUAAACUAUAUUCUAU
This is a messenger RNA of Colossoma macropomum (tambaqui), 1026 nucleotides long. RefSeq names its product cadherin-11-like. The record is from RefSeq and is a predicted model, not a curated record. Lineage: Eukaryota; Metazoa; Chordata; Actinopteri; Characiformes; Serrasalmidae. Gene Ontology annotation, cellular component: adherens junction; catenin complex; bicellular tight junction. Gene Ontology annotation, molecular function: calcium ion binding; cadherin binding. Gene Ontology annotation, biological process: multicellular organism development; adherens junction organization; regulation of establishment of cell polarity.